UCAAGAAAUCUUAGGAAAAUGGGCAUCACCAAAACCAUAGAAAACCAACCCAACACACCAUCAUCAGAUGAAGUAAGCCAAGAAUGCAGAGAAUUGCUCACCACACUCCCAAAAGAGAGAGGGUGGAGAACUUCAAAUAUCUAUCUAUACCAAAACUUUUGGUGCCAACCAAAAGAAAUUGAUGCCAUAAUCUCCAUGCAAAAGCACUAUAUAGCAGAAGACACAGAUAUCAUAGUCUCCACCAUCCCCAAGUCCGGCACCACGUGGCUCAAAGCGCUGUGCUUCGCAAUCGCCAAUAGGUGCCUCUACGCCCACGACUCGACCACCCACCCCUUGCUCACUUCCAACCCCCAUGUGCUGGUCCCUUUCCUCGAGUAUAAACUAUUUGCAAACCAGGAGAUCCCUGACAUGUCGCGUCUGCCAAGGCCCCGCCUCGUGGGGACCCAUGUCCCACUAGGGGCCUUGCCAGAGUCUGUCAUGGAAUCCCAGUGCAAGAUUGUAUACAUGGUGAGGAACCCGUUUGACACAUUUGUUUCCAUAUGGCACUUUAUGAGUAAGUUGAGGCCCGACUCCUUUGGCCCGUUGUCGAUCCAAGAGGGUUUCGACAUGUAUUGUCGGGGAACCAUAGGGUUCGGCCCGUACUGGGACCACAUGUUAGGGUAUUGGCAUGAGAGCCUAAGAAACCCUAACAAGGUUUUGUUCUUGAGGUAUGAGGAUGUGAAAGAAGACGCGGGCUUCCAACUGAGGAAGCUCGCGGAUUUCUUAGGGUUUCCUUUUAGUGCUCAGGAAGAGGAAGAGGGGGUUGUGGAGGGAAUAGCAAAGAUGUGUAGCUUUGAGCAGAUGAAGGAGUUGGAAGUGAACAAGAAAGGGAAGGGUGCCAUUGUUGAUUUUGAGAACAAGAAUUUGUUUAGGAAAGGUGUGGUGGGAGAUUGGGUGAACCAUUUCACACCAGAAAUGGUGGAGAGAUUGAGCAAGAUCAUGGACCAUAACCUAGCUGGUUCUGGUCUGUCCUUCAAGAUUUGAUUAAGUGUCAUACAUUAUUCAUAUUGUUAUAUGUUGUAUCGGUGUAUCCUCUAUCAUAUAAUAAUCAAAUUAAAUAAAUUGAAUUUCUUUCUCUAGCG
Messenger RNA from Salvia hispanica, 1121 nucleotides. Its product is annotated as cytosolic sulfotransferase 15-like. The record is from RefSeq and is a predicted model, not a curated record. NCBI's taxonomy places the organism in Eukaryota, Viridiplantae, Streptophyta, Magnoliopsida, Lamiales, Lamiaceae. Gene Ontology annotation, molecular function: sulfotransferase activity.